AUGGGUUGUUGUAUUAAUACUCCAUAUAUAUAUCCUGAUGGAGGAGUAUACGAAGGUGAACUCUAAAAUGGUCUUCCUGUAUGUCAUUAUUUUAAUGUAGCAUGGAAAAGGUAAAAUAUAGUGGAAAAAUGGAGAUUAUUUUGAAGGAAAUUUUGAAGCCGGUAAGAAAACUGGAAGAGGAAUAUUUAAAUGGAAUGAUUCAUCAUAUUACGAUGGAGAGUUUUAGAAUGAAAAUUUUCAUGGCUAUGGUGAAUAUUAAUGGUAUGGAGGAAAACAGUACAAAGGAUAAUGGGUUGAAGGGAAAAUUGAUGGUUAAGGUAUAUUAAUAGAGGAUGGUAAACAAUAUCAAGGUAUAAAACUUUAUUUAUUUUGUUAGGAUAGUUUAAAAAUGACAAAAAAGAAGGUCAAGGUGAAAUGACAUGGUCUAAUGGUUAAAAAUAUAUUGGAGAAUGGAAAAAUGGAAAAUAGCAUGGUAAGGGAAAACUUAUUAAUACUAAUGGACAUGUCACAGAGGGUUAAUGGAUUAAAGGCAAGAAAUAAUGA
Messenger RNA from Paramecium sonneborni, 543 nucleotides. Lineage: Eukaryota; Ciliophora; Oligohymenophorea; Peniculida; Parameciidae. The record is from the annotation of a GenBank genome assembly.